AUGUCUCAGAGAAUUGAGUGGAACCUGAAUGGUUUCAAUCCUGCGAUUAAAGAUGUGAUCACUGAGGCCUUGUGUCUAAACAAGGACUAUCUGAAGAUCGCACAGCAUAUCAAAUGCAACGCCGACAAACUUUACGGCGGACCCUUUCACGUUAUUGUCGGCCGAAACUUCCAUGGAUACGCCACCAUUGAGGAUUCCAUGCAGUGCCGAAUUGACGAUUUGAAGGUCUACGUUUACAAGUCACCGAGAUGGGCACCAAAAGAUUGA
Molecule: messenger RNA, 267 nt
Organism: Dibothriocephalus latus
Lineage: Eukaryota; Metazoa; Platyhelminthes; Cestoda; Diphyllobothriidea; Diphyllobothriidae
Source: the annotation of a GenBank genome assembly